Molecule: messenger RNA, 651 nt
Organism: Acanthosepion pharaonis
Lineage: Eukaryota; Metazoa; Mollusca; Cephalopoda; Sepiida; Sepiidae
Source: the annotation of a GenBank genome assembly
AUGGAUUCAUUCGUUCCGCGACUGCUAUAUCAAGAAUUUGUGGGCAAGAGACAGACUUUCUAUUUCUUUCUUCGCGUUUCCUCUUUCAUUCUUUUCUUUCUUUUUCUUUCUUUCCUUCCUUUCUUUCUUUUUCUUUCCUUGCUUUCUUUGUUUUGCCCUUAUCUCUCCGAGCUUUCUCUCUCACUUUCUUUCUUUUUUUUUUCUGUUAGAUUUUCCGUCUUUGUUUUUCAUUUUGGUGUUUUCUUUUCUUUUCUUUUCUUUUCUUUUCUUUCUUCUUUCUGCUUUUCCUAUUUUCCUUACUUUCUUUGUUUUUUCUCUUUCUUUGCUUUUCUUCUUUCUUUAUUUGCUUUCCCCCUUUCUUUCUUUCUUUCUUUCUUGCCUUUUCCUUUUUCUUUCUUUCUUGCCUUUUCCUUUUUCUUUCUUUAUUUGCUUUUCCUCUUUCUUUCUUCUUUGUUUUUCCUCUUUCUUUCUUUCUUUCUUUCUUUGCUUUCCCCCUUUCUUUAUUUGCUUUUCCUCUUUCUUUCUUCUUUGCUUUUCCUCUUUCUUUCUUUCUUUCUUUCUUUGCUUUUUUCCUUCUUUGCUUUUUCACUCUUUAUUUCUUUAUUUGCGUUUACACUUUCUUUCUUUGUCUCUCUUUCUUAUCUUUUCUAA